AUGAAAAAGUGCAUUAAGGAUUUAAAGACAAACAAAGUAAAGUUAUUGGUUAGAACAUGUGAGAAGACGUAUGAUGAAAAACUGAUUAAAGAAGCUGGCAUAGACAUCUAGGUAAUUAAAAUUAAAAUCCUAACUCCCCUUUAGGAACAUCAAUUCCCAGAUGGACAUCUACCUUCUAAGGAAACAAUCUAGCAAUGGUUGAAAUUGGUUGAUGACUUCUUUGACGAACAAGGCAAUUUUGCCACACAGAGCUUUCAUGAAAAUGGAAGAGCUUCAGUAGAGAUCGCGGUUGUAGAAAACGAUUAAAAGCUUCAUAAAAUGGGAGUCAAGAAUGCUGAUAGGCAAGAUGCUCUUGGUGAAAGACGUAUUGGAGUGCAUUGUGUCGCUGGACUCGGAAGAGCUCCAUUUUUCGUGGCAAUUGCACUUGUUAAUAAUGGCUGUUCUCCCUCUAACGCCAUUGAAUUAAUUAGAAAGAACAGACCUGGUGCUCUUAAUCUGACAUAAGCCAAUUACAUUCUCGAAUUUAAGGGAAUGCCUAUUAAGGGCAAGGGCAAAGGUAGAAACAGUAAGAACUCUAGCUGCCAAUGUCUGAUCUUUUGA
Messenger RNA from Stylonychia lemnae, 600 nucleotides. The record is from the annotation of a GenBank genome assembly. Lineage: Eukaryota; Ciliophora; Spirotrichea; Sporadotrichida; Oxytrichidae.